AUGUCAGUGUCUGUUUCUGACAACCAGUUCGGGUUCAUGCCAGGUCAUUCUACUACAGAAGCUAUACACAUUGUUAGGCGAUUGGUGGAACAGUACAAAUAUAGGAAGAAGGACAUGCACAUGGUUUUUAUUGACCUAGAGAAAACAUAUGACAAAGUUCCUAAAGAAGUUCUCUGGAGAUGCUUGGAGGCAAAAAGUGUGGCGGUUCCUUACAUUAUGGCGAUUCAGGACAUGUAUGAUGGAGCUAAUACACGGGUAAUGACAGUAGGAGGCGACUCUGAGCAUUUUUCAGUUAUUAUGGGGCUACAUCAAGGCUCUGCGCUCAAUAUCAUGGAAAAUGAAGACAAUGAAGGAGUAGACUUAGCUGCAAGGGAGGCAGCACAACAAGAAGCUGCACAGAGAAUUGCUGAUGAGACAGUCGAACUCAAUGGGGGUCGAAGAUUCAAUCUAAACCGACCUUUGGUUGAAGACCAUUUCGAGAAUGCAGCACCCCGACCUGGAUGA
Nicotiana tabacum (common tobacco) is the source of this 504-nucleotide messenger RNA. Lineage: Eukaryota; Viridiplantae; Streptophyta; Magnoliopsida; Solanales; Solanaceae. The record is from RefSeq and is a predicted model, not a curated record.